UUUGCAUUCAGUUGGUGGAAGGGGCUCUGCUUGCGUAGUCAGACGUAGUGAUCUGAGGCAAAGGGAAAACCUUCCCAAAAAAAAACCCAGGAAGCUUGCAAGGAGAGGAAGGGGAAUCAGCUGCAAUACCGUGGAGGACAGGACAAGACAUCAUGGCACAAGUAGACAUGGAGCAACUGAGAAGCAGAGGCGCUGGGAAAUCCAUCGCGGUGUUGACCAGCGGAGGAGAUGCACAAGGUAUGAAUGCUGCGGUGCGAGCAGUGGUGCGGAUGGGGAUCUAUGUGGGAGCUGAUGUUUAUUUUGUGUGUGAGGGUUACGAAGGGCUGGUUGGCGGUGCAGAGUUCUUGAAGAUGGCAGACUGGGACAGUGUCUCAAAUAUCAUCCAACUGGGUGGAACAAUCAUCGGCAGUGCCCGAUGCAAGAGUUUCUGCACCCGUGAAGGUCGCCAGGCAGCAGCUUACAACCUGGUGCAGCAUGGAAUCAACAACUUGUGCGUGAUCGGGGGAGAUGGCAGUCUAACUGGAGCCAACAUCUUCCGGACAGAGUGGAGUGACCUGCUGGCUAGUCUAGUUGAAGAGGAUAAAAUCACAGAAGAAGUUUCCCAGCAGUUUUCCCACCUGAACAUUGUUGGGAUGGUGGGAUCGAUUGACAAUGACUUCUGUGGGACAGACAUGACUAUUGGUACAGACUCCGCCCUGCACAGAAUUAUGGAAGUGAUUGAUGCAAUAACCACCACAGCACAGAGUCACCAGCGAACCUUUGUGCUUGAAGUCAUGGGCAGGCAUUGUGGGUACCUGGCUCUGGUGUCUGCAUUGGCUUCUGGUGCAGACUGGCUCUUCAUUCCAGAGGCCCCUCCAGAGGAUGGCUGGGAGGAUUUCAUGUGCAAAAGACUUGGAGAAAGUCGCAGCAGAGGCUCCAGGCUGAACAUCAUCAUCCUUGCAGAGGGGGCAAUUGACCGGCAUGGGAAUCCUAUCAGCUCCAAUUAUGUAAAAGAACUUGUUUCUAAGCGUCUCGGAUUUGACACACGGGUCACAGUUUUGGGGCAUGUCCAACGAGGGGGGACACCCUCUGCCUUCGACCGAAUUCUGAGCAGCAAGAUGGGCAUGGAGGCCGUACUCACCCUCCUGGACGCCUCGCCAGAGACUUCGUCCUGUGUCGUUAGCCUCUCCGGUAACCAGGCCCUGCGGCUGCCACUGAUGGAGUGCGUGCAGCUGACCAAGGAUGUUCAGAAAGCGAUGAAUGAGAAGAGGUUUGAAGAAGCCAUCACUUUGCGUGGCAGGAGCUUUGAGAAUAACUGGAACAUCUAUAAGCUGCUGGCUCACCAGAAACCUGCUCUAACCAAGAGUAAUUUCAACCUCGCCAUCGUGAAUAUCGGAGCUCCGGCAGCAGGGAUGAACGCGGCUGUGCGUUCGGCGGUUCGAGUUGGGCUCUCGGCGGGUCACACUGUCUACACUGUUAGUGACGGGCUGGAAGGAUUUGCUGCAGGGCAGAUUAAGGAAGUGAGCUGGCGUGAUGUUGGAGGCUGGACUGGACAAGGUGGCUCACUGCUGGGUACAAAACGUACGCUCCCUGAGAAGUGUAUGGGACAGCUCGUGAAACAGAUUCGCAAUUUUCACAUCCAUGCUAUCCUCAUUAUUGGCGGUUUCGAGGCCUUUGUGGCGGCCCUGCAGCUGACCGAGGGGCGAGAACGCUACGAGGAGCUCUGCGUUCCCAUGUGCGUCAUCCCGGCAACCAUCAGCAACAACGUGCCGGGCACCGACUUCAGCCUCGGCUGCGACACUGCGGUCAAUGCUGCAAUGGAGACCUGUGACCGCAUCAAGCAGUCUGCAUCAGGAACCAAGCGGCGAGUUUUCAUCGUGGAGACCAUGGGAGGUUACUGUGGCUACUUGGCCUCCGCCACAGCACUGGCUGUCGGGGCUGAUGCUGCCUACAUCUAUGAAGAUCCCAUUAACAUUCAUGACUUGACGGCCAACGUGGAGCAUCUAACUGGGAAAAUGAAGACCACAAUCCAGCGAGGGCUGGUGCUAAGAAAUGAGAAAUGCCACCAAUAUUACACCACAGAGUUCUUAUACAACCUGUACUCUGCCGAGGGAAAGGGUGUGUUCGACUGUCGAACCAACGUGCUGGGCCAUAUGCAGCAGGGCGGAGCACCGACACCAUUCGAUAGGAACUUUGGGACGAAGCUGGGUGUGAAGUCCGUGCAGUGGUUGACGGAGAAACUCCUGGAAACCUACAGGAAAGGGCAAGUCUUCGCCAACUCUCCUGAGACGGCCUGUGUACUGGGAAUGAACAGGAAGGCAUUGGUUUUCCGACCAGUUACCGAACUGAAGGCAGAAACGGACUUUGAGCACCGGGUGCCGAAGGAGCAGUGGUGGCUGAGGGUACGGCCCUUACUGAAGAUGUUAGCCAAGUACCAGACGCACUUUGAUGACUACAUCACAGGCAAGAUCGAACACGUCAACAGGCGGAGCCUGAGCGUCGAGUCUGGUUUCUGAGGCGAGUGAGCGCUCACAGCCACCUUGGGUCUCCCUGUCACUGCGUUUUAACCUCAUUAGCAUGAAAUGAACAUGGAUUAGCGUAAAACAGUUUGCAUUUGUAUACACCUGUAAUGUAGAGAAACAUCCCAAGAUGCAUCACAGGGGCACAAUCGGACAAAAAAGGAGCUUUACACACCAGGUGGCCACGUUCUUGAUACAUAUGGGUCAUAUGUCAGGCUUAAUCCCCAAGGAGAAUAGUUUCAGGCCUGUGAGAAAGUAGCAUUUUUGAUCCCCUCCAACACACACAUUCUUCCCCCAACCCGUCCCUCACCUCAUGGGUCUUCUACCUUAUGUCUCUAUCUUCAAAUGGCCCUUUUCCGACACAUGAAAGCAGCUUGUGGCUGCAAAACUGGAUUCUCUGUCUCCAUUCUGCAUCUCUGGUAAUCUCUCCCUCCCUUUCUUCCCUUUUCCCCCCCUCUCUCUCUUUCUUGCCCCUUCUCUCCCUCUCUCUUCCCCACUCCCCUCCCUCUCGUUCAGAUUCCUUCCUUUCACCUCUCCUCAUCUAUCCCCACUGCUUCUGGGGAGUUUGGUGCAAGGAUAACACAGGCAUCGUGCGCUAUCCAAUGCCACAAUUUGGGGCAUCACAGCACGUUGAUUAUUGUUCCAGAGAGCAUUUUUUUUUUGGGUUGCUUGACUUAGUUAUGGUGUAUCAAGCACAGUGGACUGUAUAGCACGUAACCAGCCCCUCCACUCAACACACGUGUACCAGAGGCUGUUCAAGCACAGAGGGCGGGGAAGGAGCUGCACGACAACAUUAUUCUUUCAGUGGGAAGGGAAGAUCUACUACCUCUCACAGUGACCCUGGACAAACGCACAUGAAAAAUAUGAUUGAGAAUAGUUGGGAGAAGGUGCUGGAAAGUUCAAUCCAUGAACACAACAGAUGAUGCCCUUAGGAUUACCUUAAUAGAAGUAGUGACUAACUGGGUAGAGCACCCUCCCCACCCUGUCAUAGAAAGUCCAAGGCUGGCACUGAGAUAGCUACCUCUCCACUUCUAAGUGCAUCAAAGCAUCUUCCCCUAAAUAUCAUACACUGUGCAUUCUGUGACACUGAUGCUGAUUACCUAACCCUAGUCAACACCUCGACCCAUUCUGGCUGUGCUUAACUAUAUCUUAACUGUUAGAUUAGCUCCUGAAAUGAAGCCCUUUGAGAACACUGUUGACACUUGCACAUUCAGUGAUAAUGUCCCAUGGAAAUGAAGCUUGGCUUCUCUUGACUGCAGUGAAGGCCAGGGAUUUAGAGAAUUCCAAUUCAUUCCCUCCUCUGGGAGGUUAAUUAUUGAGCCUGGGGAAUUAAUGACAGACGGUUAUUUGAGAUUGUUUUCAGAUUGAAAGGAUUCAUGUUUUUUAAAAAAGAAAGCGUAAAGGAGCACUAUCUUCAAAAAGCAUUGACAACCUAAUUACAGAAGACAGAGGCCAGCUGCUAUGCUCAUCACUCCCCCGAUAAUAUUUAUUAUCUUGCUCUGUGUGUUUGUGUCCAUGUAAAUGAAAGUUCUCCAAUGCUCAUUUAAAGAUGACAGUGCUCCAUUAAAUACUACAACAGUAUUCUCUGAUCAUGUAACCAUUCAGGAACUGGUAAAUCAGACCCUUGUAAAGCCACAAGGCGAGCAAGGUGAACUCUGACAGUCGAGGCUGUUGUCCAGUGGGUUAGUGCAUGGUCAUUCUAGCCAGGAUGAGGGAAUGAGACUCUCCUUCACUAGCUGGUGAAAGACAUUCCUCCUGCCAGUGGGCACAAAGCCAAUGACAACGUAGGAUGACUGGAGUGGGGAAAUGCCUCAAUGGUGUACCAGAGGGCUCUUUCCUGACAUUGGGCAUGAGGCCAGACUAAGAGUUAACUUUAUUGCAGACCUGGGAGGGUUUGAAGCUGCAACAGGGCAUUGACAAUAUAUAUACAUUCAACAGUUUAGAAUUUCCAAGAAGUAGUAUACAUGGCUUUUUAACACCAAGAGUAAGUUUUUACUGGCCAUAAUAUGCAAGUAGUGCAACGUGUCUGUGGACUGUGUGUAUAUAAAACUGUUUAUCAUGUACUGAUAAUGGAUUGUGACCUGGAUAGAUUAUAUUGUGAUUAAAUCUGUAUUGUGCAAUG
Messenger RNA from Carcharodon carcharias (great white shark), 4620 nucleotides. Its product is annotated as ATP-dependent 6-phosphofructokinase, liver type-like. Gene Ontology annotation, cellular component: cytoplasm; membrane; 6-phosphofructokinase complex. Bases 153 to 2495 code for a protein of 780 amino acids. Gene Ontology annotation, biological process: fructose 6-phosphate metabolic process; canonical glycolysis; fructose 1,6-bisphosphate metabolic process. Gene Ontology annotation, molecular function: 6-phosphofructokinase activity; ATP binding; fructose-6-phosphate binding. The record is from RefSeq and is a predicted model, not a curated record. The transcript is spliced from 22 exons. NCBI's taxonomy places the organism in Eukaryota, Metazoa, Chordata, Chondrichthyes, Lamniformes, Lamnidae.